UCCAGGAAAUAAACUUAUCCCUCUAUUUAUUCAGGACUUUUCAAAGAUAAAAAAAACCCAGCAUUAAACUUGAAUAUACUGAGAGAUUUUGCAGGAAUUUUCAUAUAAAAUGGGAGAAGUGAAGGUGAUUGGCCACACUGGAAGCUUAUUCUGCACAAGGAUUGAAUGGGCUUUGAAGAUCAAAGGUGUUGAAUAUGAGUACUUGCAAGAAGAUCUAAUGAACAAGAGUCCAAUUCUUCUCAAAUACAAUCCUGUUCAUAAGAAGGUUCCUGUGGUUGUUGAUGGUGAAAAACCAAUUGCAGAGUCACUUGUGAUCCUUGAGUAUAUUGAUGAGACUUGGAAACAUAACCCUUUGCUUCCUCAAGAUCCCCAUGAGAGAGCCUUGGCUCGUUUCUGGGCUAAAUUUGCUGAUGACAAGUGUCUGAUUGGUGCAUUUGAGGCGUUCUGGAAACAAGGAGAAGAAAAGGAGAAAGCAAUAGAAUCUGCAGUUGAAUCAUUUGCAUUUCUUGAGAAGGAAAUCAAAGGGAAGAAAUUUUUCAGUGGAGAGCAGAUUGGGUAUUUGGAUAUUGUAAUGGGUUGGAUCCCUCAUUGGCUAAAUGUUAUGGAAGAAGUUGGAGGCAUGAAAUUGAUUGAUGCUGAAAACUUCCCAGCUCUUCAUGAAUGGACUCAGAGCUUCAUUGAAAUUCCAAUCAUCAAGCAAGUCCUUCCACCAAGAAUGCUUUCCCUGGCAGCCAACAACCAGUAGUAGUGAUCCUCAUUUCUUAAUCAAUCAUACUCCGUUUGCUUGUUUGUACUAUAAAGACUUAAUAAUUAUUUAAUUCUUAUAAUAUGAUAAAACUCAUUAGUUAAUA
Manihot esculenta (cassava) is the source of this 851-nucleotide messenger RNA. RefSeq names its product probable glutathione S-transferase. Gene Ontology annotation, cellular component: cytoplasm. Bases 110 to 745 code for a protein of 211 amino acids. Gene Ontology annotation, molecular function: glutathione transferase activity. Gene Ontology annotation, biological process: glutathione metabolic process. Lineage: Eukaryota; Viridiplantae; Streptophyta; Magnoliopsida; Malpighiales; Euphorbiaceae. The record is from RefSeq and is a predicted model, not a curated record. The transcript has 2 exons.